Capsicum annuum is the source of this 3833-nucleotide messenger RNA. RefSeq names its product disease resistance protein RPP13. Gene Ontology annotation, biological process: defense response to other organism. Gene Ontology annotation, molecular function: ADP binding. Bases 275 to 2848 code for a protein of 857 amino acids. The record is from RefSeq and is a predicted model, not a curated record. The transcript has 2 exons. NCBI's taxonomy places the organism in Eukaryota, Viridiplantae, Streptophyta, Magnoliopsida, Solanales, Solanaceae.
UUGUUCCUUUUGAAUCCAUCUUUUUCUCUCGUCUUGUCAAAUGGGCCACAUUUCACAUUCAUUGCGCUUAACUUUUCUUGAUCAUUUUCCACAUUGUUGUUGACAUAUUGGACAUUCAUUAAUUCCUUUUUCCACAAAUCACAUGGUAAUGUCUCAGAUUUUUAUCCACAUUUUGUCACCAUAAUAUUUGUUUUAACUCUCAGAUUCAGUUACUUCAACUUGAUAUUUGUUCUAAAUUUUAUCUAUACAGCUUCUAUAUCUGAUUAAAGUGAAUAUGGUUGAUGCCGCCUUUGUGUCGUUUGCAGUUCAAAAACUGGGUGAGUUCCUCAUACAGGAAGUUAACCUGCGUUUAAGUCUGAGAGAAGAUGUGAAGUGGCUCAGAAAUGAGUUACUUUUCAUGCAAUCUUUCCUCAAACAUGCAGAGGAAAAGCAAAGCGAAGACCAAAGAGUUCAACAAUGGGUGUUUGAGAUCAACUCUGUUGCUAAUGAUGCUGUUGCUAUACUCGAGACUUACAGCUUCGAGGCUAGUAAAGGCGAUGACGAUAGAAUUGCUAGACGUCUGAAGGCUUGCAUUUGCAUCUGUUGGAAGGAGACAAAAUUCUACCAAGUUGGCAAGGAGAUCCAAUCACUCAAGCAGCGAAUCAUGGAUAUCUCUCGCAAACGAGAGACUUAUGGUAUUAUAGAUAUAAAUAAUGCAGGAGAAGGACCAAGUAAUCGGUCAAACAACCAGUCUUCCCUGGCUAGAACAUUGAGGAGAACUACCUCAUAUGUAGAUGAUGAUCAGAUUUUUGUUGGCUUUCAGGAUGUUGUACAACGAUUUCUAGCUGAACUUCUCAAACCUGAUCCUCGUCGAAGUGCCAUCUCCAUUUAUGGUAUGGGCGGAUUAGGCAAGACAACUCUUGCGAGAAACCUAUACACCAGUCCUAACAUAGUUUCUAGCUUCCCAAUACGCGCUUGGAUAUGUGUUUCUCAAGAAUACAAUACCAUGGAUCUUCUUAGGAACAUCAUCAAAUCUAUCCAAGGACGGACCAAGGAAAAUCUAGAUAUGUUGGAAAAGAUGACUGAGACAGAUCUAGAAAGUUACCUCCGUGAUCUAUUAAAAGAACGCAAAUACCUUGUGGUGGUUGAUGAUGUAUGGCAUAGAGAAGCUUGGGAAAGUUUGAAAAGAGCGUUUCCAGAUAGCAAGGAUGGAAGCAGAGUUAUUAUUACCACACGCAAAGAGGAUGUCGCUGAAAGAGCAGACGACAAAGGUUAUGUCUAUAAACUCCGGUACCUAACCCAAGAGGAGAGUUGGGACCUCUUCUGCAAGAAACUGCUUGAUGUCCAAACAAUGGUUCCAGAAAUGGAAAGGUUAGCUAGAGGUAUGGUGGAUAAAUGUGGAGGCUUACCUCUUGCAAUUGUUGUAUUAAGCGGACUACUUUCACAUAAAAGGGGGCUAGAAGAAUGGCAAAAGGUGAAGGACCACCUUUGGAAGAUCAUUAAAGAUGACUCAAUUGAAAUCUCGUACAUACUAUCAAUGAGCUACAAUGACUUGCCAACUGUGCUCAAGCAGUGUUUUCUAUACUUUGGUAUUUUUCCAGAGGAUCGUGAGAUCCGCGCUGAUCAAAUCACGCAGUUGUGGAUGGCAGAGGGUUUCAUCCCAAGAGAAGAAGAAAGAAUGGAGGAUGUUGCUGAAGGUUUCUUGAAUGAGCUGAUAAGACGAAGCUUGAUACAAGUGGUAAGUACAUUUUGGGAAAAAGUUGUUAAAUGUAGGAUUCAUGAUCUACUUCGGGAUCUUGCCAUGCAAAAGGCAUUGGAGGUAAACUUUUUUGAUAUUUAUGAUCCAAGAAAGCAUUCCAUAUCCUCCUUUUGUCUCAGACAUGCCAUUCAUGGUCAAGCACAAAGGUACCUCUCACUAGAUCUUUUUAACUUGAAGUUAAGGUCAGUUCUGUUCUUUGAUCCCGACUUUCGCAAGCUAGGUCUUAUAAACUUCCGUAUUAAGUUCCAUCAUAUAUAUGUGUUGCAAUUGGAGAUUCAAUCUGGCACAAAACUACCUGAUUCCAUAGGGAGUUUGUACCACCUCAAGUUCUUAAGAUUGAAAGGCAUCCAUGAAUUUUCUUCCUCCAUUGGCAAUCUCAAGAAUUUACAGACGCUUCGUGUCUCCAAUGACCACGGACAGUUAUGCCAACUACCUCCCGAGACAGCUGACCUAAUAAAUCUAAGACAUUUAGUUGCUGAUUAUUCAAAACCUCUGAAGCAUAUAAGCAAACUCACAAGUCUUCAACUUCUUAGUGGCCUUUCUUGUGAUCAAUGGAGAGAUGUCAACCCUGUUGAUUUAGUCAAUCUUGGAGAAUUACGCAUGUUUGAUAUUGCCAAAACUUACUCCCUGAAUAACAUUGGCAACUUGAAACACCUUCACACUCUCUUCUUGGGUUGUAAAUAUAAAUCAUUCCCGCCCCUAGAAUUUCUUAAUUCUUGUCAAAUGCUCCACAAAUUGUGGUUAAAAGGGAGAAUAGAGAACCUGCCUCUGCCGGACACAUUUCCACAUUCCAUCACAAUGAUAAUCCUUUGGGACUCAAAACUCAUAGAAGAUCCGAUGCCUAUGUUGGGAAUGCUGCCAAACCUAAGGUAUCUCGAUUUAGUUGCAGCUUACGAAGGAAAGGAAAUUAGUUGCAGUGAUAACAACUUCGGUCAACUGGAGUUCCUUCGUCUUGAUAGUCUUUGGAACCUAGAAAGAUGGCAUUCAACCACAAGUGCCAUGCCUCUGAUUAAAGGUCUUGGUAUCCAUUACUGUCCACAGUUGAAUGAGAUUCCAAAGAAGAUGAAUGGCGUGGAGAAGUUGAAGAGAUGUGGUUUUUUAUUAUCGUAGAGGUAGUAUCAAACUUGGCCGUGAUACAAGAACUAUUAAUGAUAUCUUUGGCGGUUCGCUAAGCAAGACAUAUCGAGUUUAAUCUUUUGGUACAUAUCUCUUUAUCUAUGUUAUAGUCUAUAAAUUUUAUAUUGAAUAGCUUCAUAUGUUUUAAGCUUCCAAAUAACUUAUAAAGGAUUCAUAUAGGAGUAUGAGUAGUUGAUUAAUCGAUUCAUUGUUAUUAUUUUGAGUUCACGAUUUCUACUUUAUGAAAUAUUAAUAUUUUAGUGUGGAACUAUGGAACUCCUGGCGCCAUAAUGAAAAUAUGUCAAUUCAAUUUCAUUUUAGAGUAUUGUUCUACUUUCUAGCAUGUAGAUCUUAUUUUGCUACAUCUUUUUCCAAAUUAAUGAGUUUAGGACCACAACUAAGGUGUAAUUUGAUACUAUUUUAUCAUCUUUUUGAGCUAUUGUAAUUCAAUCUUUAGAUUAGACUGUGAGUCAAUUGUUCGCAUUGACUUAGUUUCAAAACAUUGGUUUAAUAGAUAGGAUUAUAGGAAGGGUAAUGGAUCAAGAAAGGUCACGGAUGAUUCUUAUGGGCAUAAUGGUUCUUUGGCUUGCUGCAACUUCUUGUGAACUUCUUAUUGGCUUUUCUCCCAAGGGUCAAUACUUUUAAACAAUUAGACAACGUACAAUUCUGAAAACAUUCUUCAUCCAUUGAUCUAUCUACAUCUAGCAUUAUGUAUUCUGCAAGCAAAAUGAUUAGUUUUAAAUUUAGCAUUUUUGUCAUUCCAAUGGAAUCAAGAUAAGACGCGAUUCUACACAUCCCUCUAUAUCUAGAAUUCUGGAAUUCUUUCUUAGGAUGUUGGAGGUUCGGUUGUGGUCCCCUCGAGUUGUACGUCAUAGAAAAUUCAAUGUAAUUUUAUCCUUGGCAACAUUGCUUUAUAGACGACCGUUACAUUUUCUUUAAACUAACAGAACUGAAAAUGAGAAUGUCUCUAAUUAUUUGA